AUGGUGGAGCUUGCUUCUUGGCUUACUCCGCAUAUGGCGUUGUUCGGCCAGAUGCGUCGAUCGGGGCCCCUUUGCCCAUGGCCUGGCGGGACAGCAAUGUUCCAUACGAGUUUCGUUUUUUUUCCUCUAGAAAACAAAGACCGCGCCCCGUAUUCAUCUGUCACAGUCCGGCAACAUUCAACGCCCACCGCAAUGACAGUGUCUUGGAUGGGCAAACAACACGCUGUGACAACCAAUGAAUCGGGCAGCGAGCCAUUGGGCCCACGUUCAGUCGAUGUCUUUGGCCAAGAGGACCAGCAUGACAUCAAAUACAAGAGACUCUCAUGGCCGUUGGUAGCAGUUCUCAUGAUCACCGAGACUGUAUCCAACGGCAUGCUGUCUCUCCCCUCGUCUCUUGCCGUGGUGGGCAUGGUGCCAGGCCUGAUCAUCAUCGUAUUCCUCGGUGUAUUCGCGACGUACACGUCCUGGCUGCUGGUCGAGUUCAAGCUCCGCCACCCCGAAGUGCACACCAUGGGCGACGCUGGCUACAUCAUGUUUGGGCCGCUUGGGCGCGACAUCAUGGGCUUUGGGACCUGUUGUUUCUCCAUUUUCGCGUCCGGCGGCCAGAUGCUUGCUGGCCAAAUUGCCCUUGCCUCGCUGAGCGACAACAAGCUGUGCCUGAUGCUGUACAUCGGCGCUUUUGCCGUUCCCAUGCUUGCUUUUUCGUUGCCAAGAACAUUCCACGGCUUAAGCUGCAUCUCCAUCGCAAGUGUUUUGAGCAUCUUGGUUGCUGGAAUCGUCGCCAUGGCUGCGGCGGGCAUCUCACCAGAUCCGAGCAGAAUUGUCCAGGUAGCUGUGCCGUCAAACUUCUACACUGCAUUUAUAUCCGUUACCAACCCGGUCUUUUCGUUUGCCGGUCACUUUAUGUUCUUUGUUCUAGUAUCUGAGAUGAAGGAACCGCAGCACGCCAUGCGCGCGGCCUACACCCUACAGUCCUUUGCCACUAUUUUUUAUGCCAUUUUUGCUAGCGUUACCUACGGCUACAUUGGAAGUACCGUCCAGUCGCCUUCGUUCUUGUCCCUGUCUCCUUACUGGCAAAAGGUAUCUUGGGGUCUUGCCUUGCCAAAUCUUCUGCUUGCUGGAUCUCUGUACGCGCACACAGCAAGUAAGGUCAUCUUUGUCAGAAUUUUUCGGCAUUCCAAGCAUCUGCACAGCCACACAUUGCUGGGUUGGGGAGUCUGGAUCUCACUUGUUGUAUUCACGAAUGGCUUGGCCUUUCUCCUCGCCGUCGGCGUUCCCAUCUUCAACUACUUGAUCGGAAUCGCCGCAUCACUCUUCGCCGCAUGGUUUACGUACGGCAUAGCCGGCAUGUUCUGGCUGCACGACUCGUACCACGACGGUCCUGGCUUCUAUGCCUGGCAGCAAAAAUGGGGACAAGCGUCUCUCGCAGUGGCGACGAUUCUGUCCGGCAUUUUUAUAUGCGUUGCAGGCCUCUAUGUCACCAUUCGUGCCAUUGUGGAUGCCUUCGCCAGCGAUCAGCUCCCUUCUCCAUUUACUUGUUAA
Messenger RNA from Metarhizium acridum CQMa 102, 1542 nucleotides. RefSeq lists its product as uncharacterized. Gene Ontology annotation, molecular function: L-amino acid transmembrane transporter activity. NCBI's taxonomy places the organism in Eukaryota, Fungi, Ascomycota, Sordariomycetes, Hypocreales, Clavicipitaceae. The record is from RefSeq and is a predicted model, not a curated record. Gene Ontology annotation, biological process: amino acid transmembrane transport.